Molecule: messenger RNA, 3557 nt
Organism: Parasteatoda tepidariorum (common house spider)
Lineage: Eukaryota; Metazoa; Arthropoda; Arachnida; Araneae; Theridiidae
Source: RefSeq, a predicted model, not a curated record
UUUUUGAUGAGUAUUUAAUAUUUUUUUAUUUAUUAUUUUAUUGGAAAAAUAACAAAUAUGAAUAAAAUAACUCACGGGAGAAACGAAAAACAGCUCAGGUACAAGAUAAUACAAGUUAAAGCAUGUGCGAUUUUCCCACGAUACCACCUUUAUAUGGACCAAGAUCUUCGGAGAAAAUGGUUCUUUCUUGAAAGUUGAAUCGCGCUAUCAACUUCUCUGCCUUACGAGCAGUACCACAGAGUUUUACAUCCACUCUACUCCUAAUGUUCUCCAUUGUUUUCCCGAAGACUGCAUUGUUCAUCAAUUUGUAGAAAUUUUUUUCAAUAUCGUUAGUUGCAGCUGUUCAUAGGGUGGUGUUUAAAUCAAUGUAUGAUUUUAACCACGGGGCUUGCUCGAACUGUAAAACCCUGUGCACUUUAUUGAGUUUGAGGCCAUGCUGAAGGUAAAGUUGCUAGUUUUGAUAGUACAGCACGUAUCUCUGCUUGUUGUUCAGGGUGGUUAGGAGUCUUUUUUCUUUGCAGCCAGGUGGAAUGGCAGUUUCCGAAGCAAGGGGAAGGUCGGAGUGAUUGUCGUGGAGAUCUGAUGGAUAUUCUAAGUCGACUUCCAGGAUGUAUCCGGUGGAGCUAUCUGGUGGGGUACUUCUGUGGCAGGAUCAAUCCAGUGAAAGUCUUUAAGAGGAAGGUAUUGUGACAUUGCCCAGCCGUACAAAUUGUUAGCAUCCAAAUAGAGGAUAUAGUUUGAUGGCUGGUUUUUAUCAUACUCCUCCUCCAUGUAGACGUUAUUGGCUUUUGCAUAUCGAUGGGAGCAUUGGGAAACUCCACCUCGAAUCCCGUUCUCUAUAAAAAAGUAGCAUAUCAUAGUCUUGCAAUAGCUCCAGCUGAACUCCGGUCUUCUUCAGCAUGGCGUCCCAUGAUAAGCCUGGGGCAGUGUAAUACCAGGCCGGAUCUAGCCCGUACGUUUUUCAUACAAACAUCCCGAAAAUUUUCAAAGAUAUCUGCCAGCAGUAAUACGUCAGACUUGACGUAUAAGUCAGCAUACUCGCCAAGGGUGUCCAAACGGAAGACUUCCCAAACUUUUUGAGAGUGUUCGUAAUCCUCCGCGGUGAUAUUCGUCUCAUUCAGGCGGUUGUAAAAGGCUUCUUGAGGAGGUAAGACCGUUUCGUUAAACUUGUCCGCGUGGUUGAUGUAAUCGUACGGGUACACUCCCUUUCGCAGAUGUAGAGCAAGGUGGUCAGAUGAGAAAUAUCUGGAUCAAUUUAAAUUGAUCCUCCGUCAAGUUACGAGCGGGAGGCAUGUUGAUGGUAGUUCUGUACAGGAUGGAGGGCGGACAGAACUGCCCACAUGAAGCAGCGAUUAUCUCUAUUAUCCACGUUGAUGAUGGCCUUCUUAGAUUUAACAGACGGGGGUAUGUCUAUGUAGGAUGAUCCUCUGAGAGGACAAUACUUACUCAACCAUAUUUCUAAAGUGAGAAUUUCUUCAAGAGUCCAUCCGGAUUCUUUUCCCUCAAAAUCAUCCUCUUCAGCGAGUAGUUUGUCUAUUUUUGUAGAGUAGACAUCAUGUAGGUUGGUAGAAACAGUGACGAUAGCAUUCUUCGUCUUAAAGUUCUUUUCGUCGCUAACGAUACCACUAGGAGUUACUUUGUGAUAUCGGCACAAUAGGCGGACACGGGUAAGGUGAGUCGAGAUGAUGUGGUGAAAAUCUUCCCUUUUCAGUUCGAGAAAUGUACGUAUGUCUUUAACGUGAUCAUCAUUGGAAAGACAAACAUUUUUCAAUCUCCCAUUAAAGGCAGAAAGGUGAUCGGCAGAAGGAGGAACUGUUGAUGCAGCAUUAAAUGUAGAGGGACCAGCACGAGUUGUUGAGACAGUAGUGUUUGGCUGAGAAGGAAGCUGGUGUAAUGAGGUAAUAUCCGAUCGGAGUGUUUGUCGGGGAGCGAUGCGAUGUCUUCAGUUGCUUUCCGUUUAUGAAUGUACAAAUGGAACUUUAACUUAUCUGUCCUAGCAAAGGUCUGGGGGCAUUCCGGACAUUGAGGAUGUUUAUCCCCAUGCAUGGAUCUCUGGUGGCGCAGCAUGUUCCGGCGAGAUACGAAAGCUUUAUUACAUUGAGGGCAAGGUAGUUUUGCUUCAUCCAGUUGGUCUUGCUUUAGCAUACUAUCUAGUUGAGUAACCGUGAUGUCACCAAAAUCGCAGAUAGCAUAAAGUUCAUCAUUCACUGGCAUUGAAACGUUUUCAAACGUUUGAUUCAAGCCUUGACUCAUGUUGAAAAUGUUUCAACUUACACAAGAAAUUGAAAAUAUAUCAAGUAAUAAAUACUGAAUCAAUAAACAAUUGGCGAAAAACUUUAACUGUUAAUUUAACAGUAAAUAACAGAUAUAUAACAACAAAUUACAAAUAAUAGAAAUAUAACAACAAUUUACAAGUACUAAUAGAAACGUAAAUUCUAAAAUAUCAAAAGAUAGAAUCGAAGUUAAGAGCUCCCUGAGAGAGGUAAUCCUACAAUCAAAAGAAGUUCCCAAAGCGAAGGCGGCUGGUUUUAUACUCGCAAAACUACCCAGAAUGCAAUGCGUAAAACGUAAUGUAUGUUCCGAUUGGUUUUUUAUAGUUCUGUGUGAAAGCUUCUGAAUGGUUGAAGGCAAUGAUGUCAUCGCAUCACCUUUACUUUUGUAACUCACAACGAAAACAGUCCAUCAAGUACAAGAUAAUACAAGUUAAAGCAUGUGCGAUUUUCCCGCGAUUCCACCUUUAUAUGGACCUCCUAUAGGUUCCUAUGAACAAACGCAAACAAGCCCGCUUAACCAGGAUAAGACAUGUUCCAUGACUCAUGGGAUUGCAAGAGAGAAAUCUUGUUUUCGCUUGUUCAUAGGCUUGUCCAUAUGCGACGGACAGUCCUGACUUUCAACAUACCGAUUGCUGUCGGGAUGGUCGUACUAGACGUCUCCAAAACGUUAAUGUAUGACUUCCAUUGCUCGAAGAUGAUACCAAAAUAUGGUAGUCAUUUAAAACUUCUGUACACAGAUACCGAUAACUUCAUCUACAACAUCGUGACAGAAGAUGUCUAUGCCGACAUGGCGCAAGCGUUGGAGCUGUAUGACACGUCUGAUUAUUCGCCUAACAACAUCUAUGGUCUUCCCUUAGUUAAUAAGAAAGUUCUUGGGAAAAUAAAAGACGAGACCAAGGGGGAAGUCGUGACGGAGUUUGCCGUUAUCAGGUCCAAGGUAUACAUUUACAAAUCUGGAACUAAGACCGUGAAGAAGCUGAAGGGGGUCAAAAAGGCUGUUAUUGAAAAAAAGAUCUCCUUUGAAGAUUAUAUGCAGUGUCUUUUCCAGCACAUGGAAUUGAUGACAUGCAUGAACCUAAUCAGAUCAAAAACGCAUCAAAUUUAUUCCAUUACUGCAAACAAGAUCGCACUGUCACCACAUAAUCAAAAGCGGCACGUCUUGGCGGACCGCAUCAGUACCUUACCAUUUAGCCACUAUUCCUUGAGGAAUGACGAUAAGUAAGCAAUAUAAAUUAAAAAAAAAAAAGAUCGAGGAAGGAUUUUACAAAAAGAAAAAGAAAACUG